AGGGAAGACAACAAGCUAGCAAACAUUAUCAGUCAUCGCCGCAAAUUGUAGCUGGUUGUUGUUUGUUAAUUUGUUUGAGAAAACGCAAGGCAAGAAAGCACUUUAAAAUCAUAAUCUAGAUAAUUUGCAAUGCGAGAUUGCGGCCGUUCCUCGUUUUGUCAUGCAUUCGUUUCAAGCUGGCUACAAUUUAAUGACAUGCUAUUUUUAUUGACAUUGUAUUAGAGUAGGGAGAAAAAAAACUUGCAGGCCGCGAAAAAUCCUCGAGCUGGAGUAUAAAUUAACGCUGCAGAAAAGCACCAAGACAGGCGCUGAAAUCGACCAGAAAAAAAUCGUUAGUUACAUGCUCAGAUUAUUCAUGUUUGGUUAACGGUAGCUCGACUAGCUAACUAGCUCGGAUAUGAAGACUCGGGAAUUGGUGUCUGGCUUGUGAGUCAGUCCAGUGAGUGUCGUCUCCUCCCCCUCUCCUGCCUUCCCUGGCCGAGGGAGAGAUGGCGGCCUCCCCUCCCGUCCUGGUGGUGGCGCUGCUGUUGGCCUGGACCGUCGGGAGCUGGGCAGGGGAUUGUAAGGGCCACAGGCAGGUGCUGAGGGGCCCCCCAGGAUAUGUCACAGACGGGCCCGGCAACUACUCCGUCAACGGGAACUGCGAGUGGCUUAUCAAGGCCCCUAGCAGCAGCUACAGUAUCGUUCUGAACUUCACUUUCAUGGAGACGGAAUGCACAUACGACUACCUGUUUGUCUAUGAUGGAGACUCCUACGACAGCCCCCUGCUGGCCAGUCUGACUGGCACGACCUUGCCACAGCCCAUAGAGGCCAAGUCAGGCAAGAUGCUGCUCCAUCUCUUCAGCGACGCCAACUACAACCUGCUGGGCUUCAACGCCACCUACACGUUCUCUGUGUGCCCGGGAGACUGCGGGGGUCAUGGCCGCUGUGACACGGCCUCAGCCCGCUGCCUGUGUCACCUGGGCUGGGGGGGGCCGGACUGCACCACCCCGCUCUGUUCCCAGGCCUGCGCCCUGCAUGGCGCCUGUGACGCGAAAGGGGAGCGUUGUCUCUGCAGCUCUGGCUUCGUGGGGCGGAGUUGCCAGCUUGGUCUCCGUGACGACAGUGGGGCAGGGCAGUGGUGGGAGGUGAGCGGGGGCGAUGCGCAGAUGCCCCCCCGCACUGCUGCUGCUGGGGUGUACCUCCCCUCCGCUGGAGCAAUGUACCUGUUCGGAGGGUUUGAUCUGAACAAAGCUCUCGGGGACCUGGUGAAGUACAACUUCUCAACCAACCAGUGGGAGCAGAGAUCACAUGCAUUCAGUCCGGCGGCUCGUCACUCUCACACGGCCAUGGAGUGGCAGGGGACCAUGGUAAUCUUUGGGGGAGAGCUGGCUGACGGCUCUCUGGCCAGUGACGUCUGGAUGUACCGCCCCCUGGAGGACAGCUGGCAGCAGCUCGGCCAGUCCGACUCACUCGGAGCACCAAGGCUGGCCAAUCAUGCAGCUGCCAUCGUGGACAAUUACCUUUAUGUGUUUGGGGGACGUACAGAGGAGGACAUGUUUUCUUCGUCUCUGUAUCGAUUUCGAUUGAGGGAGCCUCUGUGGGAGCUGGUCCGGCCCUCUGGGGGGAAACCGCCUGCUACAGCGGGACACUCCAUGGUCUUUCACGCCCCGUCCCGAACACUGCUGGUCUACGGGGGGCACAGACCCACCACUGCCAGGUUCAGCGUGCGCGUGAACUCAACCGACGCGUUCCACGUGGAUCGCCGCUUCUGGACCUCCUUCCGGUCCCGCUUCCCCGCCAGCGGCCCCCGAGAGAGGGCCUUCCACUCCGCCACCAUCAUCGGCAACUACAUGGUGGUGUAUGGAGGCAAUGUUCACAUCCACUACCAGGAGGAGAAGUGCUACGACGAGGAGAUCUUCUUCUACCACCUGGGCUGUCACCAGUGGGUCAGUGCAGGAGAGAGCCUCGUUCACAGAGGGGAAACUGUGAGAGGACGCUACUCCCAUGUUGCCGCGGUGAUGGAGGGGCGCGUGCUGCUGGUUGCUGGGGGUUACAGUGGGGUUGCCCGGGGAGACCUGGUUGCUUACAAGGUUCCGCUGUUUGUCAGCAGUGACCCAGGAGACAGGGAUGCAGUGUGUGCGGAGGCUCCGGAUGAGAGCUGGUGCCUGAAGAACCCAGAAUGCAGCUGGUGUGAGGGACGGUGUCGGGAAUAUCAGCCUCUCAACCCGUGUGGCAGCACUGGGUGUCUUGGCCUGGCCAGGUUCCUGUCAGACUGCCAGUCCUGUCUGGUGUUCAGCGGGGUGCCGGGCUCUCUCCCCCAAGCCCCCGGAGAUUUCGGCUGGUGUGUGCAGAACGAGUCCUGCUUACCUGUGUCAGAGCGGAGUGCGUGCCGUGUGGACCAGAUCUCAGGGGCGUACGGCUGGUGGGGGGAGCGCACCCGUUUCCUCAACUCCCUCCACUCCUGUCGCACUGAGAACUAUGUCCCGGGACUGCACCUGCUCACCUUCCAGCACCCCCGCAACGACUCUCAGCCCGACAAGGUCUCAAUCCUGAGGAGCACGUCCAUCACACUCAACCCCUCCACGGAGAUGGAUGUCACCCUGCAGUUUCGGGGCUUUAUCCACCCCCUGUGGGGUGCCCCUCCGCCCGCACCGCCCCCACAGGAGACUGUCUCCAUGUGGGCCCGAAUUCAGAGGCUCCACUUCACCGCCCGUAUGGCCGCCGGGCCCAACUCCCUGCAGCUGUCGGAGGUGGUGGGCCGCUGGGCAGCUCAGCAGGAGAAGGAAAGCCGUCUCCUGGCCCGCCCGGGCGGGGGUCGCCUCUUCCAGAACCUGACCCGCGGGAACCGCUACCUGGUGGAGGCGGAAGGCUAUCUGAAUAACUCUGGCUCGGGGCACACCAGCGAGAUGGCCCUCACCUGGAACAGGACCGCCCUGCCUGGGGGAAGCGAGAUCUCCUUCCUGUUUCUGGAGCCCUAUCGCUCGGGCUCCUGCUCCGGGUACCGCUCCUGCCUGGCCUGCCUGUCUGACCAGUCCUGCGGCUGGUGCCCCCCCCAGAACCGCUGCCUGACCCGCGGCAGCCCCACCCUGGAGCCCUGCCACGAGGCCCAGGGCGAGGAAGAGCGCCACCUGCUGCUGGCCCCGCAGCACUGCACCCUCUGUGAGGACUACAGGGACUGCACUGCCUGCACGCAGGACCCGUACUGUGAAUGGCAAAUAAGCUCCAGCAAAAAGGGAGACUACCAAUGCAGCCGACGGGGGAGGCUGGACGGGUCCAUCCGCAGCCCAGAGGGGUGUCCCAAAGUCUGCAAUCAGAGAAAGACGUGCGGGGAGUGUCUGUCCAACUCCAGCCAGUGUGCAUGGUGCGAGUCCGCUCAGGCCUGCUUCUACUUCGCCGCCUACCUCACCAAGUACCCGUACGGCGAGUGCCGAGACUGGUACGACAGUGUUCACUCGGUACCGCAGUGUAAGCAGUGUUCAGCGCUGUCCUCCUGCACAGACUGCCUGCAGACCUUCCAGUGUGGCUGGUGUGGGGACUACAACAACCCCACCAUCGGCAGGUGUUUGCGAGGGGACUGGGCGGGGCUGAGAGACUCCGCCUUCUCUAACUGCAGCAUGGCUGUGGCUGAAGUCCGAGCCUCCAGCCCGGAGCCACAGACCUCCUCCCCUCCACGCGUGACGGAGAUGGAGCUGGAGCCGGAGCACCUGGAGGGCGUGGUGGAGGGCGAGAGGGAGGCGGUGUGGUCCUACCCGUCCUGCCCCGACGUGGAGGAGUGCCGGCUGGGCCUGCACAGCUGCCACCCCUACGCCACCUGCGUCAACACGCCCACGUCGUACGAGUGCCACUGCGAGAGGGGCUACACCGGCGAUGGCGUGCUGCACUGCAACCAGACCUGUUACAAUGAGUGCAGAGAGGGGCGGUGCAGCGGGAGCCCACGGUUCGAGUGCGAGUGUGCGCUGGGCUGGACAUCAGACCCCUCCACCCUGGUCCUGAGCGGGGUGGAGUGUGACGUGGACUGCGGCUGCAAUUUCCACAGCACCUGCGUGACCGCGCCCGGGCUGUGUGACCGCUGCCAGGACUGGACGACCGGACCGCAGUGUGAGCAGUGCCGGCCGGGCAGUUUCGGCUCAGCGAUCGCGGGGGGCGGGGGGUGUCUGCCCUGCCAGUGCAACGGUCAUGGAGACCCCCUGCAGGGGUACUGCCACAACCAGACGGGCCUGUGCUACUGCACCCACCACACGCAGGGCCCGCACUGCGACACCUGUCUGCCCGGUUACUACGGCGACCCCAGGAACAACGGCACCUGCUUCCGGCAGUGUCAGGGGCGCUCGGUGCUCCUGUCCUCGUCCUCGUCCCCGCCCGUGCCCCUCUCCUCCUCGCUGGGCUGGCGCGGGGGCGCGGGGGGUCAGGGCGGCCUGUCCCACUGCCUGUGGGUGCUGUCUGUGUCCGAGGACCUGUCUCCGUGUCUGCCCGAACAGCUGUGUCCCUCCGUGGCUCUGACGCUGCACCCGGACUCCUACACGCAGUGCACUAGCUCCUAUGUGUACAUCUUUGACGGCCUGCCACGAUUCCUCGACAACGGUGUGGUGCACUCGGACCACAACCUAAUUGGUGCAUUCUGUGGGACGACUCGGACUCAGCCGAUUACAGUGGAGGCUACAUCGGGAGUGAUCUCCGUGUACUUCGAGGCCAACGUCUCCUCGGGUCUGCCCCAGGGCUUCAACGCCUCCUUCUGGGUGCGCCGCUGCCAGGAGGGGGCAGCAGAGAGCGAGGACGGGGCGGCCCCCUGCCAGGGCAAGGCGCAGUGCCAGGGGGGCCUGUGCCAGUGUCCCCACGGAUUCGGCGGCCCGCACUGCGACAAGGCUUUGUGUCCCGGGGAGUGUGGAGCCUCAGAGGGGCGGGGGACGUGUGACAUGACUCUGGGUGUGUGUCUGUGCUCAGAGGGGUGGGCUGGCUCAGACUGCUCUUCCCCAGUGGACUCCAGCAGCCUGGUGUGGGAGACGCUGCUGGACACUCAGCUGACUGCGAACCAGGCUCACAGAUUCCUCCACAGGAUGGGUCAUUCCCUGGUCUCGGGCCCCCAGGGAACACUCUGGAUGUACGGAGGCCUGUCUCUCUCAGAGGGAAUCCUGGGAAACGUCUACAGGUACUCCGUGUCAGAGCGGCGCUGGACUCAGAUGCUCACCAGCUCAGUGGAUGAAGGCUCCGCCCCGAGUCCCCGCUAUCACCACGCCUCUGCCCUUCUGGCCAAUCACGAGCCUCAGUCCGGAGCCCACAACAUCAUGCUGGUGGUGGGCGGGGUCACACACAGUGGCGUCGCUAUGGAUACCUGGAGCCUCAACCUCAGCAGCCUGGUGUGGAAAGAGUACAAUAGCUCAGUGCUGCCCCCGGUGGCCGGACACACCCUCACCGUGCGCCGCGGCCUCUCGGUGCUCCUGAUCGGAGGGUACUCCCCAGAAAACGGCUUCAACCACCACCUCCUCGAGUUCAACCUGGACUGGGGCAACUGGACUGUGGCCCCCCACACUGGAACGCCCCCUACAGGCCUGUACGGACACUCCGCGGUGUACCACGAGCAGACGGACGCGGUGUACGUGUUCGGCGGCUACCGCUUCCAUGUGGAGUCUGUGGAGCCAUCCGGGGAGCUGUACAGCCUCUACUACCCCAACCUCACCUGGUCCCUGCUGGUCCCGUCUCAGGGGAACAAGCCCCUGUCACGUUUCUUCCAUGCGGCCGCCCUGCUGAGGGACACCAUGGUGAUCGUGGGGGGCAGGACAGGCGAAGAGGACUACAGCAACACGGUGUCCCUGUAUCAGAUCAACUGCAACACAUGGAUACAGCCAGCCUCCUCGGUGGGAGAGCCGGUGAACAGGUCGGUGUCUCUGGCCAUGGCGGGCUGGGGGGGCCGGCUCUACCUGUCGGGGGGGUUCAACGGGGUGACGCUGGGGCGCCUGCUCACCCUCACCCUGCCCUCUGACCCCUGCGCCCUGCUGCCCACGCCGGGGGCCUGCAACAGCACCACGGGCAGCUGUGUGUGGUGCAGGGGGACCUGCGCCUCCUCGGACACAGCGGAGAGGCUGGGGUGCGCGAUCAGCCAGUCCCCCUGCUCGCCCACCCCGCGCCUCCCGGACCAGUGCCGCCGGCUCAAGACCUGCAGCGAGUGCCUCGCCCGACACCCCAAGACCCUGUCCAACCCCACCCAGUCGGUGCUGCAGUGUAAGUGGUGCACCAACUGCCCGGAGGGCGCCUGCAUCAGCAGCUCGGUCAGCUGCACGUCGGAGCACGACUGCCGCAUCAACCAGCGCGAGAUCUUCCUGUCCAGCAACUGCACGGAGACCAGCUGCGAGGCCUCCGACUGCCCCAAGUGCACGGCGUCCGGGAAGUGCAUGUGGACGCGGCAGUUCAAACGCACCGGUGAGACGCGACGUAUCCUCAGCGUGAACCCCACCUACGACUGGACGUGCUUCAGCUACGCGCUGCUGAACGUGUCGCCCAUGCAGGUGGAGUCGUCCCCCCCGCUGCCCUGCCCGCCGCCCUGCCACCACCUCACCACCUGCGGCCUGUGCCUGGGCUCCCGGGGGUCCGACGGGGGCUGGCAGCACUGCGUGUGGAGUGUGGCCCUGCAGCAGUGUUUCAGCCCGUCCUUUGUGCCGCUGCGCUGUGAAGCAGGCCAGUGCGGGAGGCUGCUCUCCGGGGGGGACUCCUGCUCGCCCCAGUGCUCCCAGCUCACCCAGUGUUCCCAGUGCAUCGCCCGGCCGCAGUGCGGCUGGUGUGCCGCCCGGGGGGGCAACGGGGCCGGCCGCUGCCUGCAGGGGGGCCUGGAUGGAGUGAGCGAGGGGGUGUGCCCCCAGCGCAACAGCAGCUGGUCCUUCCUGCACUGCCCCGAGGAGGACGAGUGCGCCAACGGCCACCACCACUGCAACAGCACGCAGGACUGCCACGACCUGCCCCAGGGCUACCACUGCACCUGCCGGCAGGGCUACGUGCUCAGCAGCAUCUCCGGGCAGUGUGAGCCAGUGUGCGCCCAGGGGUGCGUGAACGGGACCUGCGUGUCGCCGGGGGUGUGUCAGUGUCACUUCGGUUUCGUGGGGGAGAACUGCUCCUCCCAGUGCCGCUGCAACAAGCACAGCAACUGCGCCGGCGUGUCCAAGCCCGACGUCUGCCUGGAGUGCCACAACAACACCAUGGGCCAGCACUGUGAGAAGUGUAAGCCGCUUUUCGUGGGCUCGGCAGUGGGCGGGGGGACGUGCCGGCCCUGCCGGGAGCUCUGCCGGGGCAACAGUGCCGUGUGCCUGUCCCGAGAUGAGUACAAGAGGGCCCUGGAUCACCCCGACGAGUACCCCCUGGAUCCAGAGAAUAUUGUGCAGUGGGUGACGGAGGGGCCUUCAGAGGAAAACGCGAUGUGCGUGAGCUGCCAGAACAACAGCGUAGGGGACAAGUGCGAGAGCUGCCUCAGCGGCUACUUCCUGCUGCAGGGGAAAUGUGAAAAGUGUCAGUGUAACGGCCACGCGGACACUUGCAACGAGCACGACGGCACUGGCUGCCCGUGCCAGAACAACACCGAGACGUCGUCCUGCCUGAACAGCGCACAGAGCGACAGGAAGGACUGCUACAGGCAGCAGUGCGCCAAGUGCAAAGACUCCUUCAACGGCACACCGAUCAACGGCAGGCAGUGCUACCGGCAGUUCAACGUGGACAACGAGUGCUGUUUCGACCCCACCUCCCAGUCGAACUGCUUCCACGAGCCCAACAUCCGCAACCUGCCCAGGGGCCGCACUGUCUUCUUCGCUGCCCAGCCCAAGUUCACCAACGUGGACAUCCGCGUCACCAUCGACGUCACCUUCGGGGAGGUGGAGGUGUACGUCUCCAACUCGCACGACACCUUCAUCGUGGAGGUGGACCGGCAGACGGGGGUGCACACCGUCAAAAUCGAGGACGACGGCGCCAAGGGGGACAAGGAGGUGCCGCCCUCCCCGAUGAAGGUGUUCGCCAACUCCACCUCCAGCCUCUCCUCGCCCCUCCUCCCCAACCACUCCCUGCAGCUCCAGAGCAAGCCCCAGGGGGCGGAGCGCGAGAUCCGGGAGGAGCGGGCCGAGGGCCUCAUCUCCUACAUCACGGUGUGGAAGCCGCAGACCGUGCUGAUCGUCCGCGGGGUGCGGGACAGGGUGGUGAUCACCUUCCCCCACGAGGUGCACUCCCUCAAAUCCAGCCGCUUCUACAUCGCCCUCAGAGGGGUGGGCACGGACGCCCACGACGGCCAGUCCCAGGGCCUGCUCUUCCUCCGGCAGGACCAGGCGCACAUCGACCUCUUCGUCUUCUUCUCCGUCUUCUUCUCCUGCUUCUUCCUCUUCCUCUCCGUCUGCGUCCUGCUGUGGAAGGUCAAGCAGUUCCUGGAUUUCCGCCGUGAGCAGAGGCGGCACAUCCAGGAGAUGACCAAAAUGGCGUCCCGGCCUUUCGCCAAGCUAACCAUCUAUCUGGAGCCCGAGGAGCCCCAGCUGAUCUACCUGCCUUCCUCUGGAGGGGUAGGGGGCAGCACCGUCUCGCUCUCCCACGCCAGAACGGGAAAGCUGGGAGGCGUCAUGGUAGGCCCGAGGGGGAGGCUGGGGGCCACGUCCUACAAGCACGACCCCGGCUCGGGUCCGACGACCCACCUGCACCACCACCUCGCCCUGGGAGGGGGCAACAGCGGCCAGCACCUGCCCCUGCAUUACCUGAACACCCACCACUACGCCCCCACCUCCACGACCAACCCCACCUCGCACCACCACCACCACCCCUCCACGCACAGCGGCUACCAGCACUUCUGCCGCUCCGACCCCUUCCUGUCCCAGCUCAUGGGCUUCUCGUACUCCUCCUUCAAGGUGGGGCCCAUCACCCUCGAGCCCACCGACGACGGCAUGGCGGGUGUGGCCACCGUGCUUAUCCAGCUGCCCGGCGGCAUCCUGGCACCCAACCGGGCGUGCCUGGGCUCCGCCCUGGUGACCCUGCGGCAGAAUCUGCAGGAGUACUGCGGCCACGGGAGCGGGGGGUGCCACCCGGGUGCCGGCGGGGGGCGCAAAGGGCUUCUGGGCCACCAGCACCUCACCACCAUGGCCAUGUAAAAAGCAGAGCGCACAGGCUGAAGGGGACAGCAAAGAGAGAGCGUGAGAAGAUGGCCGCCGAAGGCUGUCGAGAGAUUAUGGAGGGAGAGGGGAGAGCAGAAUGGGUUUGGAGAGAAACUGUUGAUAGAUAUGUACAUACACUAUCUUUUACUCCUUCCUUUAUUGCUAUUUUGAGGCUUCAGCAAUGUGUUAAAGUACAGUACGCUUUCAGCUCAGUGACAUCGCAUCCAGCCUGCAGCCAAUGUAGAGGCAGAAGUGCAGAUGACAGCCUAUCAGAAGAUUUUGUUGUUAUUGGUUCGGCCAAUGACAGAGAACACAGCGGAUGAUGUGAACAGCGUGGGAGAUGGACCAGUGACGUGCUUCAUAUCCAAAUGUCAUGAUCGUCGGAGGCAACAGGAAAACACGGUGACCAGUUCACUUGAAUGUGCAAGAAUGUGAUCAUUGUCCUGUCGUCUUGUCCAUCAAAAAAAAAAAAAAACAUCUGAUUGAGGUGGUAUUAUGCUAAUAAAACUGCACCAUUGAUAAAAACACUAAUUAAGAAGUAACUUAGGCAAUUGCAUGCUUUUAUGCAACAGGCCUAUAUUUAAAUCAAACUGUAUAGCUGUACCGUUAUACAAAAAAUGCCCUUAGCCUUCAUAAAUGGUUCUUUUAGCUAAUGUUGCAUUUGCCUGUACUUGCCUUUAUUCUCCCAGCCUUUGCUAUCAAGUACAGCUGUUUGUAUGUUAACUGUCAUAUAAUUUCACACCCAGUUGUAUAGUACCCCUUUCUACUGAGGUCACUAACUUUGCCGCCUCAAUGCCUGUUGAACGUGAUCGUAAUAGUAUGCUCUACUGUACUGUAGAAUAUAACCCUGUACUGUCAGGGGUUUUCUUAUGUCGAAUUAGUCUGUCUGUGUCCACACAUAACGCUACUGUCUUCAUGGGAGAGGUAUCUGAGCAUAAGCAUGUUUAAGAAAAACAAAUCUUGUGUAACAAACGUUACUACCCAGCCUCUUGGAAUUUUCUGUUACUUAAUUAUAUGAAAAAGCAGGAUAUUGAGAAACCAUUCAGUUGGACGCUGCUUAUUUGUCCCAUGAAUGAAGGAUGUGUAGGAU
Megalops cyprinoides (Indo-Pacific tarpon) is the source of this 10176-nucleotide messenger RNA. It is a transcript of the gene megf8, whose product is annotated as multiple EGF-like-domains 8. The transcript has 44 exons. The record is from RefSeq and is a predicted model, not a curated record. Gene Ontology annotation, molecular function: protein binding; calcium ion binding. Bases 489 to 9083 code for a protein of 2864 amino acids. NCBI's taxonomy places the organism in Eukaryota, Metazoa, Chordata, Actinopteri, Elopiformes, Megalopidae.